AUGAUUGAUGCUGCAAGUAGGGGAGCCUUGAACAAUAAAACGCCUGAGGAAGCAUACAAUCUAAUUGAGGUGAUGGCGAACAACAACUAUAUGAGGACUUCGGAAAGAAAUUCAACAAGGAGAUCAGCGGGAGUGCACGAAGUCGACAGAAAUCAUGUGUCGAACGAUUGCCAAGAGGGAAACCAGUUUGCUCAGCCUGAACAAGCCAACUACGUCAACAAUUUCCAAAGAGGGCAAGGGAAUCCGUAUUCCAAUACUUAUAAUCCAGCAUGGAGGAAACACCCAAAUUUUUCAUGGAGCAACAACAAUGAGCAAAAACAAGCUCCUGUUUUUCAACCUCAAGAGCAAAAAUCAAACUUGGAAAAUGCAUUAACCAAGUUCAUUAAGAAGACAAGCAAGAGGAACUUUGAGACGCAGAUUGGGCAGAUUCACAAUAUAUUAGCGGGAAGAGGUCAAGGGGUUUUACCGAGUGAUACAGAGAAAAAUCUCAAGGAACAGGCACAUGCAAUCACCCUAAGGAGUGGAAGAAGUUUGGAAAAUUCGGAGGGUGAAAAACAGAGGAUAAAACAAAACCUGAAGGAUAAGCAGAAAGACGAUUGCCGCGGCGAUGAAGAUGGUGGCCACGGUGAGCGUGAGAAGGAAGAAAAUUCCAUCAGAAGGAAGGACGGUCACCACGGCGAGCAUGAUUUUGUUCCAAAUUCAUCAGGCUUAUUAGACGAUCAUCGCGGCGAUGAACCCUCUCGCCGCGGCGAGCGAACAUUUGAGCAGAAACCCUCGUCGAGCCAGUUUACAUAUUAUAUUCCUUUUGUUGAUAUGCUUGAACAGAUGCCGAAGUAUGCGAAGCUUCUGAAGGAGAUCCUCACCCACAAGAGAAAAUUCGAGGAACACGAGAAGGUUAUGCUCAUGGAGGAAUGCAGCGCUUACAAGCCUAUUAUCCAACCACAGAGAAGAUUGAAUCCAUCAAUCCAAGAAGUGGUCAAGAAGGAGGUGUUGAAGCUUUUAGAUGCAGGAAUAAUAUAUCCAAUUUCGGAUAGUGCAUGGGUGAGCCCAGUCCAAGUGGUGCCAAAGAAGAAAGGAAUGACAGUGGUCCGGAAUGACAACAACAAGCUGAUUCCAACACGAACAGUCACGGGAUGGAAAGUACGUAUUGACUACCGUAAACUGAAUUCCGCGACUCGUAAGGAUCAUUUUCCAUUGCCAUUCAUCGAUCAAAUGUUGGAGAGGUUAACGGGCCAUGAGUUCUAUUGUUUCCUUGAUGGAUAUUUAGGCUACAACCAAAUUGCCAUAGCGCCAGAAGAUCAAGAGAAUACUACUUUCACAUGCCCAUACGGAAUAUUCGCCUAUCGAAGAAUGCCUUUUGGCUUGUGCAAUGCUCCUGCAACGUUUCAACGUUGCAUGAUCUCAAUUUUUUCUGAUAUGGUUGAGAAGUCCAUUGAAGUUUUCAUAGACUAUUUUUCUGUUUUUGGAAAUUCUUUUGAUGAGUGUUUAACUAACUUGUCUAAUGUUUUGCAGAGAUGUGUUGACACUAACUUGGUGCUCAAUUGGGAAAAAUGCCACUUUAUGGUACGAGAUGGAAUCGUGUUAGGUCAUUGGAUAUCAGCAAACGGCAUUGAGGUGGAUCGAGCGAAGAUUGAAGUCAUUGAGAAACUACCACCUCCAAAUUCAGUGAAGGCUGUCAGAAGCUUCCUUGGGCAUGUGGGCUUUUAUAGGAGAUUCAUACAGGAUUUUUCUAAAAUCUCUAAACCUCUUUGUGAUUUAUUAGCUAAGGAUGUUCCUUUUAAUUUCAGUCAAGAGUGUUUAGAUGCAUUUAAUUGUUUAAAAGAAAAAUUAAUUUAUGCUCCUAUUAUUGUUGCGCCCGAUUGGGAAUUACCUUUUGAACUCAUGUGUGAUGUGAGUGAUUAUGCUUUAGGGGCUGUUUUAGGACAGCGAAAAGGUAAGGUCUUGCAUGUGAUUUAUUAUGCCAGUAAGACUUUAACGGGACCUCAGCUAAAUUAUGCCACUACUGAGAAAGAAUUUUUAGCAGUAGUGUUUUCUAUUGAUAUGUUUCGUUCUUAUUUGCUAGGUACCAAGGUCAUCGUGUACACGGACCAUGCUGCACUGAAAUACCUCCUAGCAAAACGGGACUCCAAGCCAAGAUUAUUGCGAUGGGUAUUGCUCCUACAGGAAUUCGACUUGGAGAUCAAAGACAAGAAAGGAACAGAAAAUCAAGUGGCUGACUAUUUAUCCCGAUUGGAAUCAAUGGAAGUUCGAGAGGAAGAAAAGCCAAUCAACGAAUACUUCCCAGAUUAGCAAUUUUUUGAAAUUCAGGAAGGACCAUGGUUUGCGGACAUUGCUAACUACUUGGCACGAAAGGUUAUGCCCCCUGGAAUGAACUCCCAGAGAUGAAAGAAAUUUUUUGCAGAUUUAAAGUACUACUUCUGGGAGGAUCCAUUUUUGUUCAAGCAUUACGCCGAUCAGAUGAUAAGACGAUGUGUGCUAGAGGAAGAAACCAGUGGCCAAGUCCAAGUUUCAAAUAGGGAGCUGAAAUGAAUCUUGGAAAAGACAGUGAACACCUCUCGAAAGGAUUGGGCAAUUAAGCUUGAUGAUGCACUAUGGGCGUACAGGACGGCAUUCAAAACACCAAUAGGAAUGUCAUCCUAUAGGAUGAUUUAUGGAAAAGCUUGUCACUUGCCAGUGGAGUUAGAGCACAGGUCGUAUUGGGCAGUAAAGUUUCUGAAUUUUGAUUUACAAGCCGCUGGAGCAAAACGUUUACUGCAACUCAAUGAGAUGGAAGAUGCAUACGAGAAUGCCCGGAUUUACAAAGACAAGACUAAGCAGUGGCAUGACAAACACAUUGUGAACAAGGAAUUCAAGGAGGGUGACAAAGUGUUGUUGUUCAACUCGAGACUGCGACUUUUUCCAGGAAAAUUGUGCUCAAGAUGGUCUAGCCCGUUCAUCAUUCAUCGCGUGUUUCCGCAUGGGGCGAUAGAGCUUCACCACCCGACGAAAGGAACAUUCAAAGUCAAUGGGCAAAAAUUGAAACCUUAUAUUGAGAAUGGGAAUGCCGACGAGAGGCCCAGAAUUGAUAGGAGAGAAAAGGGUAAACGGCAGGCCUCUAGUGAUACCCGGUUUGUUAGCCAGGCUGCUCAGGAAAGGUAUGAAAAUUUUGCAAAGCAACCGGGGCGAUUUAUUGAAGAACGAGGGCUCGUGUUUACAGAAGGUUUUGAGGGAAUAACUGAUGUGAUUCAAGCUCUAGGUUGGGAGAAAUUUUGCAAAGAGCCCCCGGUGCCUGCUGUUGCCUCUGUGGUAAAGGAGUUUUAUGCCAACGCUCCUGAUAGCGUUGACGAGAGAACUAUAGUAAGAGGUAAAGAGAUCGUGUUUAAUGCAGCUGCGAUCAAUGAAUUUUAUGGGCUACCGCAAGUUGAGUUCGAUGAUGAUGCCUAUGCUGCAUUCAAGCAACAAGUGGAUUUUGACACAGUAAUAAACUCUUUGACUGAAGGGAGAGCUACAUGGUUUAUUGCGGCUGGGGAACACAUCCAUUUUGAAAGUAAGUUCUUGGACUCAAUUUCGUGCAUGUGGUUAUAUUUUGUAUGCUCUCGAUUGAUGCCAUCCAAGCACAUGAGUACUGUUAGUAAAGCUAGGGCGAUCUUAAUGUAUGUUAUCCGCCAGAAGAUAAGGAUGAAUGUGGGUGAAAUUAUCUUUCAAGAGAUUACCCAUUCGGCAAAGCGUACCGAGACGGGCUUUCAUUUUCCCCACCUGAUUACUGCAUUGUGUACACAAGCGGAAGUGCCAUUGAAUGCUGAAGAAGUUUUUAUUCCGCAAGGACUGAAUGACGACAUCGAAAAGUUGAAACAGCAACAGAAUUGUCAAGAGGCCUGGAUGACAUGGAUGAGUAGGCAAAUGAGGGUGCAACAUGAGAUGCAAAUAUUGCAACUUGCGCAUGCUGGGAUAGCAGCACCGAGGUGUGAAUGGACUGAUUUUGUGUACCCGGCGGAUGAGGAGCACGCUGAUGUUCCUGAUGAGGAUUUUGAGGAGAGUAUGGAAGAGUAG
Molecule: messenger RNA, 4029 nt
Organism: Pistacia vera
Lineage: Eukaryota; Viridiplantae; Streptophyta; Magnoliopsida; Sapindales; Anacardiaceae
Molecular function (GO): nucleic acid binding
Source: RefSeq, a predicted model, not a curated record